Perognathus longimembris pacificus (Pacific pocket mouse) is the source of this 1779-nucleotide messenger RNA. It is a transcript of the gene Ybx3, whose product is annotated as Y-box binding protein 3. Lineage: Eukaryota; Metazoa; Chordata; Mammalia; Rodentia; Heteromyidae. Gene Ontology annotation, molecular function: nucleic acid binding. Gene Ontology annotation, biological process: regulation of gene expression. Gene Ontology annotation, cellular component: nucleus. The coding region runs from base 101 to 1186 and encodes 361 amino acids. The record is from RefSeq and is a predicted model, not a curated record. The transcript has 10 exons.
GCCCCGGGCCCGAGCGAGCGAGCGAGCGAGCCCGGCCGCCGCCCCGCAGCCGCCAACCGCCGCCAACCGCCAGGCAGGGAGGAGAGAGCGGAGCAGCGGCAUGAGCGAGGCGGGCGAGGCCACCGCCGCCGCGGCCACCGCCGCCGCCAGCCUCCCGCCCGGCCCGGCCCCGGCCCCGGCCCCGGCCGCCGCCCCGGACCCCGCGCCCAAGAGCCCCGCGGCCGGCGGCGCCGCCCCGGCCCUGGCGGCCGGCAACCCCGGCGGGGACGCGGCCCCCGCAGCCCCGGGCCCCGCGGCGCCGGCCGGCGGCGAAGACGCGGAGAAGAAAGUUCUCGCCACCAAAGUCCUUGGCACUGUGAAGUGGUUCAAUGUCAGAAAUGGAUACGGAUUUAUAAAUCGGAAUGACACCAAAGAAGAUGUAUUUGUACAUCAGACAGCCAUCAAGAAGAAUAAUCCACGGAAAUACCUGCGCAGCGUUGGGGAUGGAGAAACGGUGGAGUUUGAUGUGGUUGAAGGAGAAAAGGGUGCUGAAGCAGCCAACGUGACUGGCCCAGACGGAGUUCCUGUGGAAGGGAGUCGCUACGCUGCUGACCGGCGCCGUUACAGACGCGGCUACUACGGCAGACGCCGCGGGCCUCCCCGUAACUACGCUGGGGAGGAGGAGGAGGAAGGGAGCGGCAGCAGUGAAGGAUUUGAGCCCCCGGCCGCUGAGGGUCAAUUCUCGGGGGCGCGGAGCCAGCUGCGCCGCCCCCAGUACCGCCCGCAGUACCGGCAGCGGCGCUUCCCGCCGUACCACGUGGGACAGGCCUUUGACCGGCGCGUGCGGGGCUUUCCCCACCCCAACCGAAUGCAGGCUGGUGAGAUUGGAGAGAUGAAGGAUGGAGUCCCUGAGGGAGCUCAGCUUCCAGGACCAGUUCAUCGAAACCCCACAUACCGCCCGAGGUACCGUAGGGGUCCUCCCCGCCCCCGACCUGCGCCAGCUGUUGGAGAGGCUGAAGAUAAAGAGAACCAACAAGCGGCCAAUGGCCCAAACCAGCCAUCUGCUCGCCACGGAUACCGGCGCCCCUACAACUACCGCCGCCGCCCUCGUCCUCCUAAUGCUCCACAGGAUGGCAAAGAGACCAAGGCAGGUGAAGCACCAGCUGAGAACCCCGCUCUGGCCCCGGAGCAGAGCAGUGCCGAGUGACACCGCGCCCCAGGCACCACCCAUCGGGUGACCUAAAGAAUUAAUGACCAUUCAGAAAUAAAGCACACCUACGACGUUACCAACACCAAAGAAACAGCUAAGCAAUAAAGCCAACGACUAACCAAGAUGUGGACAUUUGAAUGUUUGCUAUUAUUCUUUUGUGAAACUAACAACUCCAAAAGGAAAAUGUCAGCAAUUUUUCCUGCAAGCUGCAGUCCGGGAAUGCCUGCACAGAAUGCAAGAGAGCACCCUCCCCAGUUUCAACAACCACUAGGUUUCUAUUUUUUUUCCUGGUUUUUACUGUUUUGGUACUAUGAAUUGAAAGAAGAAAUAUUAAUACCACAUGGGGAGAACCCCUACCAAAGAAAUCUGAAAUAUAUAGUAAAUGCUUUUUUUUUCUCCUUUUUUGUUCAUUUUGGAUGCUGGUGCUAAACUUCCAAGUGUCAUGAUUUAAAAAAAGAAAUUUUAUGCCCUUAUUUAUUUCUACAGUGAGGGGAGGAUCACAAUUUUUGAUUUCUUAAAUAACUCUCUUUGAAAAUGUGCAGUAAGAAGUUCCUCAAAAAUAAAAUUGUUGCCCUUCAAAGGACAAAGUA